AUGUGUAUUAGAACUUAUCUAGAGGCCUCGUAUCACCAAAAUGUAAGCCUUUCUGAUGAAUCAGCCGGAAACGCCACAUUUGGGGUUUUGGGGUGUAGCAAAUAUGCGGCGACUGGGCAGCAUAGAACGCAAAUGGAAGGAACAGAUGCGGACUAUACCGUUGCCUUUCGCACUAUUUCGGAUGCAGGUGAAUUCACCUGUUUCCAGAAAGUUGUUGAACUGCGUGGUGUUGACUUAGUCUUCAGAUCUCUGAACAUGCCCUAAUAACGUUCGUGACCCGCCCACAGCUGGCGUUAGUACCGGUAACGCAGCGACGUUCUGGCCUGACCGGAGAAGUUCGUCUCUGAUGGCAGUCGUCCUCGAAGGAUAAAUAAUUGCCAUUGCGACAUUACUCGCCUGCAACGCCGUUGUAAACUAUUAUAUUUGCAUGCUCAAUGUGAACGCUGCAUCGUUGGCAACCGUAGUUUGCGUUCAUAUUUUUAGGUUUUUAGUAGAAGCCUUUACUUGCGCAUCGCAUUAUUGCAGUCAGGCGAAAUUGUAACAUAUAGUCCAGUUUACCUGUAUGCAGGCCGCUGGUCUGUACGCUACUUAAAUAAAGCCCGCACGUCCGACGGCCCACCUUGGCCAGAACACAUUCCCACUACUAGACGUAACUGACAAACGGUUUCAAAGCCUUUUUGAGAGUAGGUCACAAUUCCCUCUUUAUCUUCCUAUGAAUUAUCAAACACUCGAUAGUUGGACAAACGGCCAUCUGAUUUCAAGCGUGUGAAAUAUUAGCGCUAAUUAUGCAUCCCAGCCGGCCAGUUAACCCCCAGCUGGGCAACUGCCAGUUGCCCUUAAGUCUAGCCUGCACAGUCGUAGCUCCACCCAACAUUGUUCACUCAUCGCCCAACAAGUUGGACGCGACCAGGUUUAUUAUUUUCAGGAGACUGUUAUAAUGGACUUACGGCACUUGUCAGCGCAAUACCUACAUCCGAAUCACCUCGCAUGUGCUCAGAGGUUCCACAGUCACCUUAGGAUGUCGUAUUUUUCCAAUGUAAACACUAUCUAUGACACCUGGAAGUGCGUGCACACAAACAAGCAGGAUAGAGACUGCUAGGCUGUGUCGGAGGCCAGUUUUUACGCCGUCCAUACAUCUUGAGUUGAUCACUUCGACCCAUAUCGCAACCAGGACCGAAUUCGGAUACUCCGGCCGAUUUCGCCUUCGGGUCAGCCAAACAGGGCCAAAACAUCACGGUGGACGAGUAGAGGAACAUAAUUGAUAGGUUUUGCUCCUAACAUCUGGAAAAAGGAAUCUGAAGUCUGAAUGCAAAUCAUCGAUUAACUACGUUUAAGCAACGCUUGUCUUCUGUGCGCCUGGAUCUUGUUUCAUUCCCGCAUAGCAAAAUUUACCUGACGAAGGCCUUAUAUGCCUACAACUUAGUCUUCUGACCAUUCUCGUGCUUCGCAAGAGCUUUUAGAGAAUUCAGACGAGUGAGUCUGGCCGCCGACAUAAUGUCUGUUUUGCUCGCUUGGCGGAAAAUUCGACCCAAGGUAGCAGAAGCUUUCCACUAACUCAAGAGUCUCAUUGUCUGUUGGUACCAUGCAGUUACCUCCACUGUGAUAACUUGAGGUGAUCAUAUUUUUCAGGAGCAGUAUAUUUGCCGUAGUCCAGCUUCGUAUAGGACGACUCACGACGGCGGUUUGCCUGAACCUUCUACAGGGCGCAGUUUGUCACGCUUUUAAAUGAAUUUGCUGGAAGAACGCAAUCCCAACAGCUGCCGGUGACAUCAAAGAAGUAAACUUUCUUCCGGUUUACACUGAGUUCGAUCUUAGUUCUCUGACAUCAAGGUUUGGUCGGUCGAAAUCGCUUCGAUGACAUGGCAUAGUAGAGCUUUUUCAUUAAUGGGAACGCUAACGAUCAGUUACAGAAGAAUCAUGAUGUACGAAGCCGUCCAAGGCGAGUUACCGUUAAUUAUGACAGUAUUCAAGGAUUCAGUAAAAACACACCUUCCGCCUCAACUCGAAGCCGUACGAAAUCUUUGAUGUCUGCGCGCUGCGGUGCGACCGGAGUGGAUUUAAUUCAGCUGCAAAAAAUCUAGGAAUGUCAAGGGCAUUUAUGCCAUGCCAGUUCUAGCACUGUCGCAUUUGUUAAAAGUGGACGGAACAAUGGCGUUUCUGUAGUGUGGAUUUGGCCUCUGCUUCCAGGUCAGCACAGCAAUGACACCGUUUAAAUAAUGCUGCUAAACAACGAGGCCAUUCGCCGAUCGUCUUGCCGAACUCUGGGCUUGGUUGCCACUGUGAUGAUAUUUAAGCUAUGUUAAACUUUCCUAACCAUAGGUUAUUUGCAUUUAGUACGGCUGUAACCAUGGCUGAUCCAGCUAGUCUCGGCGUCGCAAAUUGUGCCUCCACGUUUAUUGAUCUAUAGCACUGACUCUAGAGAGUUCGACCCAUUCUCUUUCUUACUGACGGACACCGAAAACCGAAGGUUCAAGAACCAUGUCCAUAUCUCAACUCACCGUGUUGACCCGGAUUUUAAGUUGACCUAGCCGUCUUUAAAUGGACAGCGGCACUAGAUCAUAAGCAUUAACGCUGAAUUCAUGGAUUGGGCGACGAGCGAUUUACCUAAACCACGCUUAUCGCCUUUAUUACGUGACCGAAAAUAUCCCCACGAUGUUGUUGCAGCGAUUGUGGACCCUCCUCUUUAAUAUGGAAUCUGUGUGCUUUACUUGAAGAGCGCUUCUCAGAAACGGGGAUAAAACACUUGCAAUUCUUCCUCUAUUUCACGCAUGGCUUAGCAUUUUCAAUUUUUACGACUAACUGAUGGGAUGCCCGGUAAACGCAUGUUUUGUGAGGCUAGAGACACCACAGGAACCCUCAAAACACUCUUGGGCUUUACGAAAACCAUGCAAGAAACUUCGAUUCAGACCGCGAUGUCGAACUUAUUUUGUUCAUUUGACAACAAUUUCGCCCCGUGGUAUUUGAAGCUGUCGACUUUUUAAAAUCAAUAGCUACUGCUCCCAAAACAUGUGUUCUCCUAGUCAGGGGCGUAGCGUGAGUGGAUUAAUCUCAGGGCUCUUGGGUGAAUCGACUGAUUCAGCGACCUUAUUCACGCAUGACACCGCACUCUCAGACUCAUUAUGACUUGAUAUCAGUCGGACGAUAUGGCGGACGCAGUCGAGUUUAUUCAGCCGACACACGGGUACAGAUUUAACACCAUGAAAGGCACUUCCGAGAAUUCAGUUAAAGGCGUGUUUCUACGGAACGUGUGACAUUACAGUUUUGUUUAACAGCUGAUCGCUUCUGGAACGGCCUGGUGAGGCUGUUAUGGAUGAAAAUUCUCGCAGUGGUGCAGCGAUAGUAGGCCUUGCUGAAGACAGAUCAGCCUUGUGGAAGAUGUCGCUGAACGUCGCAAAUGUCGCGUUGACGUCACUAAGGGCACGACGGAAUACUUCUCGAUGGCAAAGUCUGUGCAAUUCUUGUAGUGUUCGGCCUAGCUUUUGGGGCCGUUCCUUUUCAGAGGAUAAAUGCAUCCUCUUAUAUGCGCGCACGCUUCCAACUGUAGUCCCUUAUACACUACUCAGCCUUUUCCUAGACAUCUGCCUUUAUUUGGUACAACUAUGACCAUGACCACUCUAGACGGCCCCGACGACGUCACAGACUGUACCUCCACGCAUGGCGAUCCGCGGCAGCGGAUUUGGGGAGCUCGACCUCCUCCAGCGACGAAGACCGGAUAUCCAAAGUCCGGGAACCACUUCCUUGCCUUGAAAAAGCAUGUCGAGCCGGGCUUUGGGUUGAAUUCCUCUUUGGCGCCUCCCUAUGAGCAACGGCGCUGGAUCGAGGACAGAGACACAGAGUCCAUGAAAUGAAAGACGAAGAACGUCCCCAAAACACUGGUCGUCUCUUUUGGAUGGCCUCAGAUAUCCUCGGGAUGUCGCAGCGAGCGCGGGCUGUCUCGUCUAAGACAAAGUCGGUUUCCUCCACUUGAAAGAUUAUUCCCAGGCCACGGUGGUCAAAAACCAGUCUUCGUUCAUUCUCCACACAGCCCAAAACUAAAAGCCAUUACAGGACUGACCGGACGGGUGCCAGUUACACGCGAGCUUUUGUGGCGAUAAAGAUGUCGCGGCAGGUCCAUAGAACUUUAUGAGGAUUGUGGAAAUCCUGCGAGCUGCAUCGGUUCGGGGACAAUGUCGUUUUCACUGCUCACUGGGCGGCAGCCUUACCCCAAGAUAUUUGAAACUGCGUACUUCUUCAAACUAGUAGCCAUUGGCCCCGAGGGUGUCUUCUCCUGGUCAGGGAUGUGGCUCUAAAACACGUCGGUUUUCCUAGCGUUUUUGAAAAACUGGCUAGUUUGGUGACUUUAUUUACUCGACACCGCAAACUGGUGAUCGUCAAGGCCUGAGGCUAGAGGACCGAUAUCGUCAGCAUAGUUGAGAUUGGCGUCCGGGUCCAAGCUCAACAAUGUUAAAACCGUGUAGAACUCCACUGGGAAUCCAAUAAUUGGCGUACUUGGACAGAAUGAGCGACAGUGUACAAUCUCAUCGAAUGCCAGAUCGGAUAUCGGACGGUUGGGGCAGAUUGUUGUGGAACAGAGCUCGCGCAUUGCUGGAGACAUAGUAGGCCCCUGUCAUGGCGAUGGUUAUUUGCCGGGAUACCACCUCGUUCUCUUAUCAACCGCGAGGACUCAAUUGACGGAGUCGAACGCUGCGAGAAGGUCAUUAAAAAGGACGGCAGUCGAUUGCUGGUAGCUGUGGCGGAAUUCGAGAAUGCACCUCACUGUAAGUAUUCGGUCUGAGCACCUACGCUCAGCUUGGAACCCGGCCUGAUUGGGUCUCGUCCUGCAGUUAUGUACGUUCUGGAAUCGACUAAGAAGGACAACAGCAAAGACCACAGCAACGCCGACGAAGCUUAUGCCACGGCUGUUCUCGCGCUCGCGUCAUUUUCUCCUUGUGACCUAAACGACAUUGCGAAAGAAGGGUCGAUACAUACGUGGAUUCGUUGACAGAGAAGCAUUAUGCAUGCCACCUCUACUCGAACUUACUAAAUGGGCCUUAUUUGUCCGAGCUGCUUUCUCCUAUAUGCUUAAGCCAGAGGACUAGGCAGUAAACCAGUCUAGACCGUGUAUUCAGUGACCUGAAAUAGUAUGAUAGCAUCACGCCUGCGAUCAAAGUACUUUUGCAGGGCAGUUUCAAAUGCGAAAUUUUAUUGUUACGGGAAUGAACGCGUAACUUCUAAGUCAUUAGCGAUCUGUAUUCAUCCGCGUCAUGCUCUUCCUAACUUCUGAUCAUCGUUCCACUGAAUAUCCUAAGAAGACGAAUUCCAAACGGAGGCGCAGCUUUGGCCGUCGGCUCUAAUCAGUUAUAAAUAGACACGUUUUUGUGUCUUCCUCGUCUGUAACCGAGUCAGGACCAUAGUAUUUCAGGGCAGAUUCUGAACUGCGUUCCCAAUAAGUCAAAAGGCCUACGUCCGACUGCCAGUGGUUUCAGUAACACGUCUUUUAAAGAACUGUCCGACCCAACGUUGAAGAGCUAUUUAUACCUUUCCAUCACCUUCCCGAUUUCCUAGUUCUACACUUUCGUUUUGUAGUUAUCCGUAAAAUCAUUUGAGGUGCGUCAUGUCGGCAGAAACUUAUCACGAAAUGUAUCGCCGGACGACUCUUGGAAAUACACUCCAGGAAUCUCUUGACGAAAUGCUCACCCACAAUUUGAUAACUUCUGGGUGCGCAAUGAAAGUAUGCUCCAGUCAUAAUAAUCACUGUUUCGCAUAGAUCAUGCAGAAAUUUGACCAAUGUAUCUGCACAGCACUAUCCAAACGUGUGAAGAAUCGCCUCUUCUUGAAAGGUCAUCUCAAUACCUAUCGAAACUGUGACAACGUUUGGACGCUUGUCAUGAACGAUGUGGAGAUACGAGAUGCCUCUGUACUGCUGCAUGUGGAUAAAGUAAGACAUCUGAGCGACAUUCCCCUUUUCAUGACAUUCUUGUUUCUGCCUCUUGGCCGUCUCCUGGGCUCCAUCUUUUGCAAAGCAUCCCUUGGGUUGGAACCGCUAAUUGCGGACUGUAACAAGGCGACUUGAGACCAACAAUAAGCAAUUCAAAAUUGUAUGCUCCCCGAAGGACAUAAAAUAUUGCCCACCAAGCAGUUGUCUUGUCAGAUGGUCAAUAGGGUUCGGGUUAUUUCAUGCCCAAAGAGCAAAUGCAUAUUAUUCUGAAGUCGGAAUUAGCUUUAGUGGCCAUCAGCAUCAGCAGAAAACGCGUUAGUCCUCAUCCUGCACAUAAAGGGCCUAACUUUGCGCUGACGGGAAACUCAUUAUCAUUCCCUCAUAUUAAAAAGAGAGCAGUUUAUAGCACCUUUUAUUAGAGAAAGAAUACCGUACUUCGAGUUUUUAACACAAGGACUGCAAGAACCGAUCUACGCGUUCUUGUUUACAUGUGCCUUUAUAUUGCAUUACGGUCUGCCUGAAGGGUGACAAAAAGCAGUCCUGAGUCCGCACCUUUUUAAAAACCUCAGUGAACUUUUAGCUGAUUGGACUGGGUUAUCAAAAUGAGACCCCUGUACUUCGGUCAGGAAGCCUUUCUACACAGAUGGAGUGCACCGUAAGGCCAUAGUUAUUGCUUAUCCACAUGUUAAAAGACUCGCCUUAGAACAGGGAAACUAUUUCAAAGACAGAAAGUGUGCAUUGAUUGGUAUUGUCUCAUGGCAGAUCCCAAAACCAUACGAGCCGGCGUGGCCCGACCUGCUUGUACAAACAGAUUCUACAGACUCCUCAUGUUCUAUAACAUCGGGCACUACCCUCGGCGACAGUAUAGAUAUCCAUUACGCCGACUUUAACACACACACAAGCUGAAAUAAUGGACUGGUUGUGACACUGCAAAUUACUUACUUCCUGGUGGACAUUUGCAGUAUUUCUCUGCCUUUAACAAAGAGCUCUUGGUUAUCAAGCGGUCUUUAAAAUUUUGCGGCAAGAUGUUCAUGAAUUACUUUUGCUAGUCUUUCGAAUAAAAUUUAAAACUAGGCACGCAGCGUACGUGGGUCAUCACACAGAAUGAUACUAAUGAGCAAGUGCAGUAGAGAUAGAUUUAGACAGUCUUAUCCAUCCUAAAAUGCACCCGGCUUUCCUGUUUGUUUGCAGAUAAAAAUUGUUGCCUGUGAGUGUAAGGAUGCCAAAAGCGCAAGGACCGCGGCCGCACUCAAGGGAAAUCCUACCCAGUCUUCUCAAAACAGUGCCGCACUAACUGCACCGAAUCGAGAGUCAGAGGGCCUGGGUGGGCCCCCAAACCUGAUGUCAUUGGGCGAUGACAAGACCUAUAUGUCGGAUGACGAAGGGAGGGUUUGAAAUUUGUUUUUCUGCCCUUCAUCCUUUCAUUCGCCCCUUGUGCAGUAACAAGUAAAGUUGGUGACCGCACUGACGUUACUUCAACCAUGUUUCAGACUUCUUUGUCCCCUGCGUCAUCCUCCUUGGCUGUUGUGCGGACAACUACUUCCACAAGGUCCUCUUUACUCCCUCUCUAACGUUUUUCUUCAAAGAGAGAAAUCGCAACUCCUGAUUUUGGACACUUUUAAACGGGUUGAGUCUGCGCUUGUCAGAACAAAUGCAAAUAUUUUGUCGAAAUAAACUUUGUAAAUAAUGCGUUGAUUAUGCUGGCGUGCAAACAUAUGCGGACAAAUCCGCGACUGCGCUGUUAUCAAUUUGUGUCGGACCAAAUGACAGAACUUCGCCGGUAGCGUACCAUCGUCCGCCUUUAGUUGAGAUUUAUCGUUGAUAAUCGUGCGAACCAGCACAAUUUUUGAUGGUAGCCGCCAGAAGUCCCAGGCAAUCUGGCCCUGCGCCAAAGUUCUCGUAACGGAAAUGGGGUCCGCUAAGGACUAGAAAAGCACCGGCAAAGUAAUAACUGAAACCUUGAGAUCCAAUUUAUAGUGUAUAUCCGAAGGGUUUGUGCGUUGCCUAUCAAGGGAAGAGAUCCUCAGGGUGUCCUUCUAACGUUUUUACCCAUCUUCCCGACGAGUAGACUUAGCGAUGUCGCCGUAGUCACUUGGGUGGGCUCUCGUUAUCUACCCUUGUAGACGAGUUUUCUAGUUUUCAGUCACUGCGCCCAUUCUCCGCACCGGACAUCCGACCGGCUCGGUCAGUAGCUGGGGCCUGGAAAUGGGAACAAAGAGGUCGACGACUCAGCGCACUUUCCUCAUUAAAAACAAUAUGACGCGCUUGAAUUAUCACGGUGUGCCAGAAGCCGUGGCUUGGAUGGCUACCAACUGACGGGAUACCUUGGAGUAGCGGACUGAGUCAUACUGUAAUGGCCCUUUAAUGUGGCCUCUGUGGCACUACCACUUCGUAGGACCGGAGCCAGGUAUGGUGGCGCGCCAAAGGCGUCUCCGGCCGCGCCAGCCGCCUCCGAUCUCUGUCAACACCGGGCCUAGAUGAGCGGAGGAGAGUGCGAUGAACGCUGCGCGAGUCCGCUAUCAUUAUUAACUAAUUCACGCGCAGGCCACCGCCUCUGUUCUCUGCUGUGGAGCAUACGGCGGACGUAGUCGGAAUUGACGGUCGAACCGUAGUUUGCCGGUGGCAGCUAGGGUAGGGGUGACUGGGUGUUGUCGCCUGUUUCUCGUGGACGACUCGAAUCCCUUCCGCACAGCAGAGUUGUCAAAAUGACGACUUUGUACAUCUUGCGUUUUUUGUUUAGAUGGAAACCGUAGGGAGACGGUCUUCUGCAGGGGUUCACAGAAGAAAGAGGCCCCUAUCGUUGCGGUCGCCGACCCCGUGACGACCCAGCGCUCUACCACAGGCAGCAUAGCCUGUACCAAGAUCAGUCAGCUUACCCGCCUUCAGCUCUGUCGCUCGGAGGGCGUACAAUUCCCCGUAGAGUUCGUUAUUCAAUUCGUCGGGGCUGGCCAUUUCGGGAGCGUAGACGCAGAAAAUAGUGACCAAUUUGGCUCCUUCAAGAAGCAUGCGCACGGCUAUGAAGCGGUCGUCGACGCCCUGAGGCAGACAGGACAGUCGUAUCACGAUGUCGUUCUGGGCGGCACAGACGACGCCAGAGCUGCGUCGAUUCGCCUUUAG
Spirometra erinaceieuropaei is the source of this 9034-nucleotide messenger RNA. The record is from the annotation of a GenBank genome assembly. Lineage: Eukaryota; Metazoa; Platyhelminthes; Cestoda; Diphyllobothriidea; Diphyllobothriidae.